Messenger RNA from Mustela erminea (ermine), 6766 nucleotides. RefSeq names its product pyridine nucleotide-disulphide oxidoreductase domain 2 (gene PYROXD2). Gene Ontology annotation, molecular function: oxidoreductase activity. NCBI's taxonomy places the organism in Eukaryota, Metazoa, Chordata, Mammalia, Carnivora, Mustelidae. The transcript is spliced from 16 exons. The coding region runs from base 1756 to 3501 and encodes 581 amino acids. The record is from RefSeq and is a predicted model, not a curated record.
UCCCUCGUGUCACUCGGUCCUCUGCAUCCCAGGCAGAGGUUUAUAAACCUUGUAUCCCAGCCGAUCCCUGUGUGCCCUGGGUUGAGAACUGCUGCCGAGGAGGGCGGCCCCUCUCCUGUCACCUGGAAGCUCCCACCCCAGGACAGGAGAGCACCUGAGCCCUGGGAGUGGGGCACGUCACCGCGGAGAGGAGAGAAGCGCCCCAUCAGGGAGAGGUCCCUGGGCAGCGUUCCUGACCUGCUGACCGCAGCCGGGCCUUCCAUGUCUUCAGUCUUGAGCCAAAAUUCAAGCAAAGACUCUUCUUUCCUGUUAAGGAAACAGCUGGUGGAGGCGAAAGGGGGGCAGAACCACACCUCACACGAAUGUCCUCAGAGGUGGCAGUGAGGGGGAGUCACCUGAGGUGACGGGGACUGCAUUCCCCCUUAAUAUCUUGACUUGAUGAAUGGAAAUUUAACCUCAAUUGGGAAAAACACAGGAGAGCACAAAGGAGGAGGAGAAGCCCACUGCCGCUUCUGUCACCUAGUACUCUAGUAUUCUGUCACCUAGGAUUGCCACUUCUGUCACUUAGUAUUGUCCCUUAAUUUUUAGUAGCUGCAUAAUGUUGACAUGUCUAGGUGAGCCAGCCCCCCAGUUCUUCAGUGCUGUGACACCGGGGCAAACACCCUGCCUCAGACUCUAGCACAGAUUCACACGGUGCAACCCUGGCGAGCGCGGGGUGUCUCGGUCCCCAGGAGGAGGAUCCGCGGAAGGCUCUCCCGCUCGGACACGGAUACUCUCUGCAUACUCUCCCAGUGUUAAGGUGCAUUUCUAAUGGCGGGUUCCUAGAACAUGGACCCGUGUCAUGGCACCACAGAAACUCAACUCUUGGGUGCUUUUUUCCUCCAACAAGAGGAAUGGCCUGCUAGCUAAUGGGUAGAGAACAAAAGGGCUGCUAACUCAAGACAGGCUGGAGGAUGGCAAGAAAGUGUGGUAGCUGAAGAUGUGACUGGCAGAUGUGAUCUUUAAUCCUUGAGCAUUCUGAGGAAAUGGGAAAGGCGCCAAAGUCAGAAGAGGGAUGUCUAGGGCUUCAAAAGAAGGCAGCGAACCCCAAGUUCCCCAGCCCUUGCAGUCUCCCACGGCCUCUUGAGUGCAAGGUGCUUCAGGGUCUGGGGGAGCAUGAGCAGCUUUCCAGGGGCCACAGCGAUAGAUGUGUCUUCCCCCACCACGUAGUUUUGCAGAGGCCCCAGUCAUGGCAACCCUGUGGGGUAUAGAGCCGCUCACCGUUCUGCUGGUGGAAGGAUGGGGAGCUAGUACAGGGUCUGACCAGUUUGUCCUCAGGAUUUGCUCCCUGCACAGCCCCCGCAGUAAAGUCCCUGAUAAGAGGCAGGACAGAGCUGGGGAAGGGGGCCCCACCAGCAUGCUCACAGGCUGCCUGACCUCCCCGCUCCCUUCUCUGAGCCUCAGUGACCCUCAUCCUUGAAAUGGGAGUUCUGGGCCCCCGUGAGCAUAGUGCCUCGCAUGUGGGAGCCCUAGAGUGACCAGCACAGUGGCUGUCCUCUGCGGCCUGGAGGGGACCCGACUUACGCCUCGUGAACUGGCAGCCUCCUGAGACUCUGUUCCGUGUGGACUCUGCGAGCUGCCUGUCAUCAUGGCCCAAAGCCAAGUACAGCAGCUGGGUUGCUGCUCCUCCUCUCUUCCGGUUUGCUCUGCCCCUCCCCCUGCCUGGGCAGCACAAAGCUGACUAGAAGCAAAUUCCUGGCCUGGUGCUGGGCAGGAAUGGCUGCAAGGGGCCCAGGUCUCAGCAGGGCCUUGGGUGCUUCUCCCUGCCUGGCUUGGAGGCGAGCUCACUGGGGAGCCAAGGGACGCCUGAAGCCUGAGUACGAUGCCGUGGUGAUAGGAGCAGGACACAACGGGCUUGUGGCUGCGGCGUACCUGCAGAGACUGGGGGUAGACACAGCGGUCUUCGAGAGACGUCCUGUGAUCGGGGGUGCAGCUGUCACAGAGGAGAUCAUCCCAGGGUUUAAAUUCUCUCGAGCAUCCUACCUUCUCAGCCUGCUGAGGCCGCAGAUUUACACUGACCUGGAGCUGAAGAAACACGGGCUGAAGGUUCAUCUUCGAGACCCCUACUCCUUCACCCCAGUGCUGGAAGAGGGCUUGGGGAACAAGGUGCCCAGGUCCCUUCUUUUGGGCAUGGACAUGGCGGAAAACCAGAAGCAGAUUGCCCAGUUCUCACGAAAAGAUGCCCAGGCCUUUCCCAAAUAUGAGGCGUUCAUGAAUCGCAUGGCAUUAGCCAUUGAACCUCUGCUGGACGCAGCCCCCGUGGACACGGAGGCCUUCCACAGGGGUUCCCUGCUGCAAAGGCUCCAGGCGCUCUCCGCGCUCAAGCCCCUGCUGCAGGCAGGUCGCGUGCUGGGAGCCCAGCUGCCCCAGUAUUACCAGGUCCUCACAGCUCCAAUUACAAAGGUGCUGGAUCAGUGGUUUGAGUCCGAGCCCCUAAAAGCCACUCUGGCCACAGAUGCUGUGAUCGGAGCCAUGACAAGUCCCCACACUCCGGGGAGCGGGUAUGUGCUGUUACAUCACGUGAUGGGGGGCCUGGAGGGCGUGCAGGGGGCCUGGGGCUAUGUCCAGGGUGGCAUGGGUGCCCUCUCGGAAGCCAUCAUGAGCUCAGCCACGGCACACGGAGCAAGCGUCUUCACUGAAAAGACAGUGGCGAAAGUGCUGGUAAGCAAUGAAGGGCGCGCCCAAGGAGUCGUGCUGCAGGAUGGCUCGGAGGUGAGGAGCCGAGUGGUGCUGUCCAACGCUUCCCCGCAGGCCACCUUCCUGAAGCUGACACCGCAGGAAUGGCUUCCUAAGGAGUUUGUGGAGAGGAUCUCCCAGCUGGACACCAAGUCACCUGUUACCAAGAUCAAUGUGGCUGUCGACAGGCUGCCUGACUUCCUGGCGGCCCCCAAUGCUCCCGGAGGCCAGCCACGGCCCCAUCACCAGUGCUCCAUCCACCUGAACUGUGAAGACACACUCCUCCUCCACCAGGCCUUCCAAGAUGCCGUGGAUGGCCUGCCUUCCCACAGGCCUAUGAUUGAACUCUGCAUCCCUUCCGCGCUGGAUCCCACCCUGGCUCCCCCCGGCUGCCAUGUCAUCUCCCUCUUCACUCAGUACACUCCCUACACACUGGCCGGAGGCAAGGUGUGGGAUGAGCAGGAGAGAAGCGCCUAUGCAGACAAAGUGUUUGAUUGCAUCGAGGCCUACGCCCCUGGCUUCAAGAGCUCAGUGGUAGGCAGGGACAUCCUCACACCACCUGAUUUGGAGAGAGUCUUCGGGCUUCCUGGAGGGAAUAUCUUCCACUGCGCCAUGACCCUGGACCAGCUCUACUUCGCCCGCCCUGCGCCCCUGCACUCCAGCUACCGCUGUCCCCUCCGGGGCCUGUAUCUCUGUGGAAGCGGCGCCCACCCGGGAGGAGGCGUCAUGGGAGCCGCUGGACGCAAUGCAGCCCAAGUUGUCUUCAGAGACCUCAAGAGCAUGUGACCCUGAACCAACUUUGACCUUGAGAUUUUAAGUCCCUGUGGGGUUAGCAUCCAGGAUACAGCUGGAGACCAACAAGCCCUCGUGCUCAAGCCACAUACAGGUUACGUUUGACACUUGUUAAUCUUGCACCCCUGACUUCCUAGAUGGACUGGUGGUGUUUUAUUAAAAACAGGGUCUUAUAUAGAUAGUUUGUGGAUUUUCUUCUAUAUAUUUUCUAUGUACUGGUAGAUAUUUGCAUUUUUUCUACAUCUUAGCUUUUUCUAUGUGUUAGUCAGUGCACAUGACUAUGUAGUAAUGGGUGGGAUAAGCUUGUCUGGGGUACUCAGCCUUUGCACAUCGGCUCUAAGCAGUCCAAAGCUCAAGGCUUCAAUGCAAGCAUCUCUCCUCACCCCUGGGUCCCACUACCAGCUGGACCUGGGGACAGCCCUGGGGAGGUCUCAUCUGCUGCUGUCCCACUCCUGGAAAACUGAAAGAAAUGACCCAGUUCCCUGACGGGACACAAAGCCAUAUAGGGGCCAGGGGUCCGAGUGAAAUUUGGCAUCUCAAGCCAUCAAAAACACCGUCAGGCAGCAGCAGUCAAGGGUAAGGAUGAAGUGCGUGCAGGUGAGGGCCACGUGGGAGCUCACGUUCCUGGUUCAAGAGGAAUCACACCCAUGAGCUACACCUGAUGCAUCAGUAAACCCCUCAGUUGGAAACCUGUGUUAUUCUCAAGUGAGCUGGGUCGUCACUCUUGACCAGAAAGAUCCACACAGAUGCCCCAUAUGCCACGCAGCUCUCCACCCUGCUUCUCAAUUCCAGCAGCCAGGGCUGCUGCGGUCCAGGGGGGCCCUGUCGGGGGCAGGGAGGCAGAAGGUUCCCUGGGCGUCUCCUCCCUCCCCUACCCAGGAAGACUUGCACAGAUCAGGAUAUAACCAUCUCAUUACUUAAUCGUGCUCAACUCAGAUUUUUCAUCUGCACAGGAGAUGCCUCAAAGAUCAAACAAGACAACAGGUCAUGCCUUGGUCCCAGAUCAGGUGCACGAUCGGCAUUCAGUGCAGGCGGCAGCCCGGCUGCUAAGCCUGUUGGUGAAGGCGUUGCUGUUGGGUUUGCAUUCUGCAGAAGGCGGGCUCUUCCACGCUCUUUUUCUAACCUGGCACCCAGAACUGAAACCAGCCGGCUAGUGGUAGCAUGACUAUGGCAGAACAGAGUGAUCUUAAGAGAUCGCGGAGCUUUUUCCAGAAGAAUGGCUGCCAGGCUACGGUCCCUGUUUAGUUCCAGCACAAGUGACCUUAUUGGAAAUCUGGUUCUGGUCUGGGUUCUGAGAUACACUUUUCUCACUUGCCCUCAACCCCUCACAGGUUUCUUCCAGGGCCCCCCAGGGCAGUGCAGGGGUUGGGAGGACAGGGAAGUGUUUGGAAGACAGGGAGGAAGAAGCAUGUGGGGUUGAGGGCAAGUGCUGGCUGAAAUCCGUAGUCAGACGGGCCCUCAUUCUCUGCAAAGUCAGUUGCCUUGUGGAUGUCUCCCCUGGUCUCAGCACACCCCGUUCCCAACACAGGCCUGCCGAGAGCAGAGCUGAAGAACAAAUAGGACCCAGCCUAAUCCCCGCAGGCCUGGGGCCCAUCACAUCUGAUCUGGUGUUUCAGAGUGUCAGUGCUUGGGUGGGGGAGGGGGCAGAAUAAAAGUCAAAAAGCUUAUAGGAUGUAGGAAAACUUUUAAAUGUAAUAAGAACAUAAAAUGCAAACAUAAUCCUGCCUGCAGAGAAAAUCACCAUUACUGUUUACACAUUACUGUUUACACUACUUCCAGAUAGUCUUUUAGAUAAUUUGGAUGAAGAUCUGUAUUCUGAAUGUGGGCUUUACAUCUUCAUUUAGUUUUAAUUCAUGUUGUGAGCAUUUUUCAGUCAUAAAAAUUCAUUAAAAACAUUUUUAAUAUCUGUCUAAUAUUCUCUUAUAAGGACAAUGAUGGGACAUUGAGUUUAUCCUUGGCCUUGAUUGCUAACUAGCACCAGCCAAAGGCUAGAAAGAGUAGCUUUCUGCAUCUGCUUCCACUUGAGUGAUUCACAGCUGCUGCCCAGGCAAACACCCCUUCAUGGGGGCAGAACUCAGAGGACACAUGGAAAGAAGGGAAAGAGAAUUCGUUUCCCACUGUUUGGUGAUUUCCCGUCUCUGGGAAGAUAACAUUUGGUCCAGACCAAGAGAUACAAUCGAUGGACCGGAUUCCGCACUAUGGGGUGCCUUCGCUCCUACGAGCCCCCAGCAGCACCCCUCCCCCAGCCCUGGCUGAGCAAGGGGGACUGAACUUUCCCUAAGUGCUGACUGCAAAUUGGCCGUGGAUCGGGCAAUGGGUCCCUUGUUGAGUUCAGAAUGUGAAACUCUUACAAGGAUAAAUAAGUCAGUCCCGUAUUGUUACCUGAUUUACUGUUGCCCAUUUCCCCAGAGCGGUGGGGGACACUUCCUCUGAGGCACAACUGUGUAAAAACCCAAAGCGUGUGUGAACCUCACCUGUUUAAGUCAUUAGGUCACAUGGCCAGCCCCUCCUACUCGGAAGGCCCCUGGGUGAUGGUGUCCACAGUCCGUGUGAGAAGUGAGGUUUAUAGCCCUGGGGGGAGUUCGGGGGUCCUCGCUGGAGGAAUGACAGAUGUGGCUGGCCGAGCCACCUGCGGGCCUUGGGAAUGUGCGAUUUUCUGUCACAUGUUCUGUUUGCAAGCAUUUAGGAAUGCAGAGUUUUCUAUGGGACAUUGAUACUACAUCGGUGGCAAAAGCAGAGAUGAGACUUGCCUGCAGCAUUCUGUGGGGGAGUGCAAAAACAUCAAAUAAAAAGGAACGUGAAAUGCAAACGAGGAGAAACUCAGGGAGAGCGAAUCUGAAAAAAAAUUUAACCUCACCAGGAAUCAGUGCAAUGCAAUUAUAACUAAACUAUCAUUUUUUGCCUAUAAAGCUGAGAAAAGUUAUUAUAAUAGAAAAUCGCCAGUGUGAGCAGAGAGGAUACUCACGUAUUGUUGGCAGCGGCAUAAAUUUGUAUUUGAUGAGAAACAAAAACCAACAUCCAAAAGGCAACCUAUUUGGUGGGUGACUCAACAUCUUGGCCUGUAGCCUAAGGAAAAUGUCAGAGAUGCCCCCAAAGAUUUAGGCACAAGCAUAUGCAUGAAGUGUUACUGCCAAUGGCAAAAUACUGAAAGCAGCUUAAAUGUCCCCAAAUAGAGAAUUAGUUAAAAGAAUCAUAAUAGGGGCACCUGGGUGGCUCAGUCAUUAAGCGUCUGCCUUUUGGCUCAGGUCUUGAUCCCAGG